Messenger RNA from Formica exsecta, 2218 nucleotides. It is a transcript of the gene bigmax, whose product is annotated as max-like protein X. The transcript is spliced from 5 exons. Gene Ontology annotation, biological process: regulation of transcription by RNA polymerase II. The record is from RefSeq and is a predicted model, not a curated record. Gene Ontology annotation, cellular component: nucleus. Lineage: Eukaryota; Metazoa; Arthropoda; Insecta; Hymenoptera; Formicidae. Gene Ontology annotation, molecular function: RNA polymerase II cis-regulatory region sequence-specific DNA binding; protein dimerization activity; DNA-binding transcription factor activity, RNA polymerase II-specific. Bases 321 to 1109 code for a protein of 262 amino acids.
GCGGAGAGUCAAGAAUAACGAGAGAGAUAGAAUAGAGGGGGUGCUAUGGUAUCUUCGUCAAGAUGGCGAAGACCAAACAAAAGUAUAUAAUUACGUGACAAAUACGUCCAAAUUGUUUGUGAUUGGCCGGAAAAACUCGGCGUGUUUCGACAUUUGCCUUGACACAUUUUCCUUCCUAUACAUACACGAAUAAAUCUAAUCCGAUGUCCGAAUAUUUUGACUUAAUCUACCCGAGAUCGCAUUAUCAGAGCCAAACCGUGCGUGAUUCGAUUCUUCGUCCUUUGGAUUAUUAAAAUAAUCUAGUCUCUUGCAGACGCACAAUGGCGGAUUCAUUGCAUAAAGAUGGAUACGAAAACUCUAGUUUAACUAUGCGCGCUAACAGUGGUAAUAUAGGAUCGGACAGCGACAUGAAGCUGGAGCCAUCUAGUCCUACGGAGAAGUAUACAUUCUCUCGUUGUAGUAGCACAGGAUCGGUGAACACGCCAUCUUCAUCUGCUCAUAAUACAGAGGAUGAGGACAGCGAUAACAAAAAUUCCACCAUAAGCUACAAAGAGCGCAGGAGGGAAGCUCACACACAAGCUGAGCAGAAGAGACGAGACGCUAUCAAGAAGGGUUAUGACUGUCUUCAAGACUUGGUUCCCACUUGUCAGCAUACAGACUCCUCAGGUUAUAAGAUCUCCAAGGCUACGGUGCUUCAAAAAUCCAUUGAUUACAUACAGUUUUUGCUGCAACAGAAGAAAAAGCAAGAAGAAGAACGUAAUGCUCUAAGGAAAGAAGUUGUUGCGCUACGCAUUAUGCAAGCUAAUUAUGAGCAGAUCGUCAAAGCACAUCAGACGCAACCAGGACACGCCGAAAUGCGUGUUUCGGACGAGAUGAAAUUUCAAGUGUUUCAGGCAAUAAUGGAUCGCCUUUUCCAAACGUUCAAUAACGUGUCUGUAGCUAACUUUGCGGAAUUAUCCGCCUGCGUAUUCAGUUGGUUGGAGGAGCAUUGUAAACCUCAGGUACACAACUAUAUUUCUUAUAUCCAUCCUGCAUUUCACAUAUUUCUCCUUGUGAGAUGCGAGAAAAUUGAUAAAUGCAUUUUUAUUAUUCUCUUAGACUCUGCGUGAAGUGGUACUUUCUGUACUGCAGCAACUCAACAGUCAGAUUAACUAGUCAAAUGUAUCCCCAAGAAAGAUACACGAUGCACAAUCUUUCUGAAGAAUUUGUUAGCUUUGUGUAUCUAUUGAGAAUAUAUGUUAAUAAUUAGGAAUGAUUUCAAGAUUAUGAAACAAAGUAUACACGUAUUUCUUUGUUUUUCUAUUUUAUUAGUAAUAAUGGAGACUCGAUAAUCCGAGCAAGAUAAACGAAAUUGAAACAUUCGAAUUAUUGUACCAAAAAUGAAAUGAGACAUAUUGGUAAUUUUCUCGCUGCAUCUUCCAUAUUAAUGAAAUGUUUUUUGGCAAUCUAGUUAAUAUCUGCAUAAAUCUGGGUUUAUAUUCCAUAUAUUGCUGAAAAAGGCUUUAAAGUGUGAUCUCUCAAUGUACUCCAAUGUGCAUUUAAUCUUUUCAAGCAAAUUUGUUGUGUAAUAGAAUUAUUUGAAUAUUAAUUCUUCUUACAUUUAAUGUUUUGAACACACAUGCACACAACACAGACAGAUAUAGAAGUUUUAAAUUUAUAUUAAAACUAUUGUUGAUUUUUUUUUUAUAUAUACAAAGUGAUUCGCAAUUUAUAAUAGAAAUGAUUAUAAUUUUGGAACACAUUGUAUUUAUAUAAUUUAUAUUUAAUAUCUUUUUUGUUUAUUUCUUUUUUUUAAAUUUUGUGCGAAACAAAUGCAUAAUAAAUAUCUCUUAGUUUGUAUGGAUAAUCAGAGUUUUAUAGUUUACAGUAGUGGUGGUAAAUCUAGAAAAACUUUCUGUAUGAUGAGAGCUUCAGACCAAUCACAUGUAAAGUUACCACAAAAGAGAUGCGCAUAUGUUGCAUAUAUUACAAACAUAUAAUAUGCGUGGGAAAAAUAAAAAUAAGAGUUUAUUUUAUAUACAGUUAAUGUGGAUGUAAAUAUACAGAUAUGUGAUACAGGAUUGUUAUCAAUGAUCAUACCGUUGAACGUUUUUAUUAAUCUUUUAUUGCAUACACUUUGCGAUAAAUAAAUGGCAUAUGAUGUAUAUAUGUGUGAACGUAUGUAUGUAUAUCUGAUUAUGUAUAUAUAACAGAUUUAUAAUAUAUAUUUACAAUGAAC